Molecule: messenger RNA, 5788 nt
Organism: Paramisgurnus dabryanus
Lineage: Eukaryota; Metazoa; Chordata; Actinopteri; Cypriniformes; Cobitidae
Gene: fhod3a
Product: formin homology 2 domain containing 3a
Biological process (GO): cortical actin cytoskeleton organization; sarcomere organization; cardiac myofibril assembly
Cellular component (GO): cytoskeleton; cytoplasm
Molecular function (GO): actin filament binding
Source: RefSeq, a predicted model, not a curated record
GACGCGCAGCCACGGGACAGUAACUGCCCGUCUCUCCACUUCAUCCGCGGGUGCAGUCAGUGAAGGUCGCGGGACUUUUGUUGUCGUUACCGGAGAGCGCGCGCGUGGAAACGGCUCAUGGACGCAUCAUGUCGACGUUUGUGUGUCGGGUUCAGUUUUUAGACGAUACCGAUCCGUUUAACAGCACCAGUUUUCCCGAACCGAGCAGACCUCCACUUUACACAUUCAGAGAAGAUAUCCCGGUGAUAAACCAGCUCGCGGGGAUCCACAGACUCCUCAAAGCUCCACACAAACUCGAUGACUGCGCUCUUCAGCUCUCUCAUACUGGAGUUUAUCUUGAUCUGGAGUUAUCUCUGUCUGAACAAAGAGAUGAACUCGAGGGAUUUCAGCAGGAAGAAUCUGGAGGGAGGGGAAAGAAACACAGCAUCAUCUUACGAACUCAACUGAGUGUUCGGGUUCACUCGUGUAUCGAGAAGCUGUAUGAUUCAAAUGGACGUGACUUGAGAAGAGCUUUGUUUUCUCUCAAGCAGAUAUUUCAGGAUGAUAAAGACCUCGUGCAUGAGUUUGUGAUGGCUGAAGGUCUCACCUGUUUGAUAAAAGUCGGUGCUGAGGCGGAUCAGAAUUAUCAGAACUAUAUCCUCAGAGCUUUAGGUCAGAUCAUGCUGUAUGUGGAUGGGAUGAAUGGGGUCAUAGGUCACUCUGAGACCAUACAGUGGCUCUAUCAUCUCAUUGGCUCAAAGUUUCGUCUGGUGGUGAAAACAGCCUUAAAACUGCUGCUGGUGUUUGUGGAGUAUUCUGAAGCCAACGCAACACUGAUCAUCCAAGCUGUUAACAGUGUGGACAACAAAAAAAGCUGUAAGCAGUGGUCAAAUGCUAUGGAGAUUUUAUCAGAGAAGGACGGCGUGGACACAGAACUUCUGGUGUAUGUCAUGACUCUCAUCAACAAGACACUGGCAGCUCUUCCGGAUCAGGAUUCGUUUUAUGAUAUGGUUGAUGUUCUGGAGGAGCAGGGGAUGGAGGCUGUGUCCCGCAGGUAUCUGGGCCGCAAGGGAACCGAUCUGGACCUACUGGAGCAGUUGAAUAUAUAUGAGGCGACUCUUCGUCAUGAGGACGGUGAUGAAGACUGCUUACCUCCGUCCUCCGGUCGCCGCGAGAGACGCCGCUCCAGUGUUGGGGGAGAACAGAGGCACGGUUUGCAGAGACGUCGAAGCCGCAGGCAUUCGUUGGGUAGAUCAAGCCACGCCUCCCCAUGCCACACAAAUGGACAGGACAUUAAUGAAAGGUCAUUUUCCGCCGUCAGUUCUCCAUCAUCAUCAGUCAGACAGCAGAAUGAGAAGCCAGCUCAUGGUGGACUCUUGUCAUCAUCAUAUCGUCAGCAUCAGGAGUCUUUGGCUGCAGAGAGAGAAAGACGACGAGUCCAGCGAGAGGAAAGACUUCAGAGGAUUGAGAGAGAGGAGAGAAACCGACACAGUCGUGACUAUUUGUUAAACAUGGAGGAGGCCAGACACGCUCGAGAGGAGAGGUUUAAGACGGCAGAGCGUCUCGCUGCUGAGGAGUUUGAGAGAGAGCGAUUACGUUCAGCACCUCGUGGAAUCAGUCUCACUCUGAGUCCAUCUGACAACUGUCAAUCAUCCCGCAGUUCCACACCCACCUCUAUGACAUCACAGGAUGACCAGGACACACCUGUCGAGUCAUGCCUACCAUCUGAACCAGAUCCAGAUGUAACGCCAGCUUCGGAAGUUGAGGAGAAAGACCAAGAGGAACCCACAGAAGAACCAGAGGAGGAAGAGGAAGCGGAGGAGUUAAGUGCUGAACAGGAAGUGGGCGAAGCUGAGGAACAGGUGGAGGAGGAAGAGGAGGAGCCUGAAGUGGAAGCUCAAGAUGAAGAGGCGGAAGACAGCGGGAUUUUGAGCGAUAAAGAACGUCAGAAUGAAGAAGUGAACGAGAAAGACAACUGCUCCGCCUCCAGCAUCUCUUCAGCCAGUAGUACACUAGAAAGAGAAGACAGACUCACUGGAGUUAACACUGAGACCGGUCAGUGGUCUCAGAGCAUCAAAGAUGUCAAUGUGAAUGAAGAACGAAACAAGAUCCUCAACAGUAAACUCUUUAUGUUGGACAUGCUGUAUUCACAGAGCAAACAGCCCUCAGAGGAAGAUGAGGAUGAGGAGGAACAAGAUUCAAGAGAGAAAGAACAGACUGAAGAUUCAUCUUUGUCGACGCAGGAAACACAGCCUCCACAGGAGGACGACGUCCACCAUAAAAGCGAAGAAGAAAAGAAAGUGGAGAACCAGAGCAAUGUACGAGCGUUUGCCGAGCGUUUCGGAGACCUGGUGAAGGGUCUCACCUCUCCGCCGGUAGAACCCAAGGAAGCCCUAGAGAAACAGCCGCCUCCUCAACCUCCAAAAAAGGAGUCCGACUACAUCUGGGAUCAGUUGAUGGCGAGUCCUCGGGAACUCCGCAUCGGUGACAUCGACUUCACCGAUCUGGGAGAAGAGGAGGAUCGGGACGUCCUAGAUUCUGAAAGUUUUCUCAGCUCUGGAGAUUUACCCCCGCCGCCGCCUCCACCCCCCUGCCCCUUUAAUCUACCACCACCUCCUCCUAUGUUCGGUUGCCCCCCACCUCCCCCCAUGUUCAACAUACGAAUUCCUCCUCCCCCUCCCUGUUUCUCCUCCUCAGCCCCGCCUCCCCCUCAGCACCAGUCCGGGUCGCCACCAUCGCCUCCGCUGUUCCAAAAAAAGAAGAAGACUAUCAGGCUGUUCUGGAGUGAGGUCCGACCUUCUGACUGGAUCUACCGUCACCACAGGCGAAGUCAGGAGUCGCUUUGGACCAGACUCGAACCUGUUAAACUUGACACCUCUAAACUCGAGACGCUCUUUGAGACCAAAUCCAAGGAGAUGCCCAUAACCAAGAAAACCGCAGCAGAUGGAAAGCGACAGGAGAUCAUUGUCCUGGAUCCUAAACGCAGUAACUCCAUUAACAUCGGUCUCACGGUCCUCCCACCUCCCCGUACCAUCAAAACCGCCGUACUCAACUUUGAUGAAUAUGCGCUUAACAAGGAGGGAAUCGAGAAAAUCCUCACCAUGGUUCCCACAGAGGAGGAGACCCAGAAGAUUCAGGAGGCUCAGUUGUUGAAUCCUGAUAUUCCUCUGGGCAGCGCUGAGCAGUUUCUCCUGACGCUGUCGUCCAUCAGUGAGCUCAGGGCCCGUCUGCAGCUCUGGGCUUUUAAACUGGACUAUGAGGUCACUGAGAAGGAAGUGGCUGAACCUCUACAGGACCUGAAGGAAGGCAUGGAUCAGCUGGAGAAGAAUAAAACGCUGCGAUACAUCUUGUCCACUCUGCUCGCUAUCGGCAAUUUCCUGAACGGAACGAAUGCUAAAGGCUUUGAUCUGAGUUAUCUGGAGAAGGUUCCAGAAGUAAAGGAUACGGUCCACAAACAGUCUCUUCUGCAUCACGUCUGCAGUAUCGUUGUGGAGAACUUUUCAGACAGCAGUGACCUUUACUCGGAGAUCGGAGCGAUAACACGUUCGGCUAAAGUGGAUUUUGACCAGCUGCAGGAGACCUUGACUCAGAUGGAAUGGCGCUGCAAAGCCUCAUGGGACCACUUGAAAGUUAUCGCGAAGCACGAGAUGAAGUCCACGCUGAAGCAGAAGAUGUCAGACUUUUUAAAGGACUGUGCUGAGAGGAUCAUCAUCCUGAAAACAGUCCACAGGCGAAUCAUGAACAGAUUUCAUUCAUUUCUGCUGUUCCUGGGUCAGCCGGCGUACAGCGCUCGGGAGGUCAGUGUAAAUCGUUUCAGUCGGAUCAUCAGUGAAUUUGCCCUGGAGUACCGGACCACACGCGAGCGUGUUCUUCAGCACAAACAGAAACGAGCCGAUCACAGAGAGAGAAACAAAACACGUGGCAAAAUGAUCACAGACAUUAACACACAGACUGAUGAAGAAGAUGACAGUGAGGCGAGUCGGUCAGGUGGAGGCAGCAGUGUUACUCCGGUAGUAGUGCAGAAGACUGAGCCGCAGGGUUUGGGUCACGCAGAAAACGCAGCAGAUCACGAGCAGAUGAAGGCAGUACUCAAAACCGGCCUGCAGGGCGGCGACAGCGACAGCUCUGUUGUGCCUGGAUUACGAAUCCGCACACGCACUCGAGCCAGCCGAGGUCGAACCGCCUGGGCCGCUGCAAAUGAAGAAACACAGUGCGUUAAAGAUGAUGCUGCAGAUGACAUCAUGGAGAGGAUUGUACGUUCAGCCACUCAGAAUCCUCGAGAAAGAGCGCAACCUCGUGAACGACGACGCUCACGUGCAAAUCGAAAGUCACUGAGAAGGACUUUAAAGGGCGGUUUGACCCCAGAGGAAGCUCAGGCACUGGGAUUGGAUACAUCAGAGAUGUCAAUGUGAUCAGACGAAUGAUCGAGCGUCACUGAUGCCUUUAGCUGAACUUAUCUCAGGUGGAUUCAUACUGAAGGAACAACACAUUCAAUAAAACAGCUGCCAAUUCUUCUUAUCUCUUAGAUAUAUUUUCAUGCCAGAUAUUACUGUAUGAUGUCACUGCUUAUUAUUCUAAGCCACACCCACCCUGUCUUGCCACACCCAGCAUUUCCACUAGCCAAUCAGAAGCCUUUUUAUCAGCUACAUUUUAGUCUGUGAGGGAUUUUACACUGACAUGUUUAAAUGUCAUUUACACAGGAUUUGUUAAGGGAUGUUGUAAACAUUUUUAACUAUUAAUGACUGUAACAAAGUAACAAAAUAAACUUUAUCUCAGGGUUCCUAAUUCUUCACUUUAAGAGGUGAACAGUACAUAAGGAUUUUUACUCCACUUAAGUACAUUUUUCAAGUAUCUAUACUUAAUCAGAGUGUUUUUCUUGAGAAAACAUUUACUUAAGUAUAUGCUAAAGUAUAAUGUUUAAGUAUUUUUAUAAACACGUCUUUAUAAAGACGUUACUUAGUUGUAUCUUGAGAUAAAUUAAUAGCACUGGCAUGUUUUCUGUAUUAAGAUCUGUAUGUGCUAGUAAAACCAUGAUUCAUUUUAAUAAGGGAUAAGUAUGUUAGUAUGCUUUGAAAUGCAGUGAAGUAUGUUUUCCAAAGAAACAUUUAUAAAGUAUGGAUACUUGAAAAUGUACUUAAGUAAAAAUAUUUCACUAUUGUUCAUUUAGUUUCUUUCAUCUCGGAGAUAAACGCAGCGCCAUGUACUGAAGGUUGAGCUUGUGAGGAAUAAAACAGUGUUGUGAAUGUUACAGACUACUGUAAAUGAUCUGUUUUAGUCAGAUGAAUACUAGUGAUUUGAUCAGAAUGAGAGAUAAUACUUAGGUUUAUUUAUUUUAAAUGUGCAUAAGGCAAAGAAAAACCCUCUUGAUUUCUAUAGAAACCCCAGCAGAUGCAUUCUCCAAAAAUGAUUCAAAUUGUACAAAACUCUAAAAAUACAAUAUUUUUGAACAAAGACUGUAUAAAUUAUUUCUGCCCUUUUGUGUUCAUUUUGUAUUUUCUGUAGAUUUGUGUCAAAUGUUAAUUUAAGAAAUGCAAACACAGUGUUUAGAGGACGUACACAGCUUGUAGUAAAAACAGAAGAGGUUUUCUCUAACAGAACACAAGUUUUUAGUUUUAUCAAUGUUUAGAAAGAAACUUCUGUUUUAUUUUAUUUGCUUUUCGGUUUCAGAAGACCGUACAGGAGAACAUCUGCUCAACUCAAGCCUUGCGUGUUUAAUCGUUUCUUUAGUUAAGCACGUAAAAGCUGAAGUCAUUUUGCAAAAAGAUUUCCUUCUGAAUGUACACAUUCUGCAAUAAAAACCCUCCGAAAA